AUGAGGUGCCGUCCGUUGGCGAGUUGCUUCGCUUGUAGAACGAGUAAGGUUAAAUGCGACCUGCAGAAGCCUUCUUGCCGCCGCUGCGAAGGCCGGGGAAAGCCAUGCCCUGGCUACGCAGACCCUUGGGCGGUCGCGCACCGCUCAGAGAAUGCAACUGCAGCGCUCCAAGUCGAGCUCCGCAUCGCCAAGCGGCUCAAGGAGAGGGAGGCCCCGAGUGACGCGGCAAGCAUAGCAGGCGGCGGCAAAGCAAACUCGCUAGCGGCGGCAGCGGGUGAAAGCGUGAGGAGGAGGUCGACGGUGCCGAAGCAGCUCCAGGUCGACUCGGAGUUCGUCUGGCUGGAGCGGUUUUACUCAAACUACGCAUGCGCGGACGAGACGGCCUGGUUCAGCCUCUUGGCCGGCCUCAGGGCGUCGCGCACCACGUCUGCCGCCUUCGAGGGGGCGAUCCGGGCCACGGCGCUCGCAAGCUGUGCCAUGCAAACGAGGCAGGCGGGGCUGAUGGUCCUGGCGAGACGAUACUACGGCAGUGCCAUCGCGAAGAUCAACUCGGCCUUGCAAAAUCCCACGACGGCGCAGGACGACUCGGUCGCCGUUGCCCUGCUUGCAAUGUGCAUAUACGAGGGACUAAUACCAGAAGAGAUGUCGCCAAAGGCCGUGUCGCACUGUAAGGGAUCUUUGAUGAUCCUGAGAUACCGAGCCGAUCAAGGGGUCGCCAGCUCGUUGGAUAGUCGCAUAUUGGCGUUUGUCGCCCAUAUCGGAGUCCUCCAGGUUUUUGCCGGGGGGGAACGUCGUGACCUGCUUUUUCCUGUCGUGAAGAGCGCCUCCUGGACGAGACAUGCCGUGGUAGAGCCGUUACUGGCACGGGCGGUGGAAUUCAAGGGGACGGUUGACAGCGUCAUGACGUCUAUCAAAAGUCGGGAGGCGCCCAUCACAGGGAUUCUCCAGACAGGACUUGACAUCAUCCGCGAUCUUGAAGCAGCCGCAAAUUACAGGAUCAUGUCGCCAGGGCCGCGGAAGACAUCACGGCAAACUGGAGCAAUGGGGGAGGAGUCGAAUAAUUUCAACAACCUACUAAGUCGAAGUUCGUACGCGACCGAGGCCGCGUUGAAGGGGUUGUAUCUCACCGUGAGACUCCAGGUCAUCGAGUUCAUCCUCAACCUGUCCAUGGCGCACGGCGAACCAACUUGUGAGGAGCUCGGGAUACUCACCAGCCUCCCCCACGGUUUAACGGCGGUAGAGCAGAUCUGCGAGCAGGUCCGUGUCUUGUUUGGGUUUGACGGCAGGGAACCUGCGUCAAGGAAUCAGGGCAUCGCAUUCAAUGCCUGGUGCAUGUUAUGGCCUAUGAUCACUGUGCUGCAGUCCGGAUUCACAGACAGAGAAACACAGCUGUGGAUGAUGGACAAGUUAACCCUAAUAGGAGGCCUCGCGGAGCGGAGCGUUUAUUCCGGAGUUUGGACUAACAGUCGGGUUUGA
Messenger RNA from Colletotrichum graminicola M1.001, 1476 nucleotides. RefSeq lists its product as uncharacterized. The record is from RefSeq and is a predicted model, not a curated record. Gene Ontology annotation, biological process: regulation of DNA-templated transcription. Gene Ontology annotation, molecular function: DNA-binding transcription factor activity, RNA polymerase II-specific; zinc ion binding. Lineage: Eukaryota; Fungi; Ascomycota; Sordariomycetes; Glomerellales; Glomerellaceae. The coding region runs from base 1 to 1476 and encodes 491 amino acids. The transcript has 5 exons.